AACACGCGCGGUGGAGGUAACUGUCGGUCAUUUCAGUUUGACGGAGGGGAGUCGUGAACUCGAACCUGAGAUUGUGAUUUUGGAGUAAGACAAUCUUUUUAAACUUUGGCCCCAGGAUCUUCAUCUGUACAAACAUCAACUGGGGCUUGGCCUGGUCACUUCAUUUUCCAGUCCCCCUUCUCAACAGACUUGAUUCUGAACAUGGACCUGAGCACCGUUCUACUGUUUCCGGUACAUGCGCUAGUGUGGCUGUACUCCUUUAUAAGUUUUCUGCCAUGGCAUUUUCUAACGGGGGCACGGGAAAAGAAAGCCCAGGCAAAGAGGCUCAAAUCCAAGUCUACCACAGGCAAGGAGGAUGGGCCUUAUCGUUCUGUGGAUCGCUUCGAUUCUCUGGUAACGGUGGAUUUUCCAGGAAAAGAUACGCUGGAUAAGCUGUUCGACCAUGCGGUGCAGCGUUUCGGUAAAGCAGACUGCUUGGGAACCAGAGAGGUUCUGAGUGAAGAAAAUGAGACCCAACCAAGUGGAAAAGUCUUUAAAAAGUUAAUUCUUGGUGAAUAUAAGUGGUUGUCGUAUGAUGAGCUGGAUGUUGAGAUCAGUAGUUUCGGGAGCGGACUGGCAGCACUCGGCCAGCAGCCCAAAAGCACCAUCGCCCUUUUCUGUGAGACCCGAGCGGAGUGGAUGAUCACGGCUCAGGCCUGCUUCAGACGCAAUUUCCCAUUGGUCACCUUUUAUGCUACUCUUGGAGAAGAGGCUGUGGUUUACGGAUUGAAUGAAUGUGGAGUUACACACCUGGUUACCAGUUCAGACCUGCUAGAAACCAAACUGAAGAGUGUUCUUCCUCAAAUCCCCAAACUGAGGCACAUCAUCUAUGUGGACAGGAAGACUAUCAGCACCGCUGGAUAUCCACAGAACAUGCAGAUCCACAGCAUGCACUCUGUGCAGCAGCUGGGAGCUAAGCCAGAAAACCUGAGAAGCGAAAUAGUGAAGCCCAUUCCGUCAGACCUCGCCGUUAUUAUGUACACCAGCGGCUCCACUGGCAGACCCAAAGGGGUGAUGAUCAUUCACAGUAACCUCAUCGGAGGCAUGGCGGGCCAGUGUGAAAGGAUACCUGGCUUGGGCCCGAAGGAUACAUAUAUUGCUUAUCUUCCUCUGGCUCACGUGUUGGAGAUGACGGCUGAGAUCUCAUGUGUGACCUAUGGCUGCAGGAUCGGCUAUUCUUCGCCACAGACACUGUCUGAUCAGUCAACCAAGAUUAAGAAGGGAAGUAAAGGUGACUGCACUAUGCUGAGACCUACCUUAAUGGCUGCCGUCCCUGAAAUAAUGGACCGAAUCAAUAAGAAUGUCAUGAGUAAAGUGCAGGAGAUGAACUGCGUGCAGAGAACCCUGUUUAAACUGGCCUACGACUACAAACUCGAACAAAUCAAGAAGGGUUAUGAUGCACCCCUUUGCAAUUUGGUAUUUAAGAAAGUGAGGGCUCUGUUGGGUGGAAAUGUGCGGAUGAUGUUGUCUGGAGGAGCUCCUCUGUCUUCCGCCACCCAGCGCUUUAUGAACAUCUGUUUCUGCUGUCCUGUUGGUCAGGGAUAUGGUCUUACUGAGACCUGCGGUGCAGGAACUAUUACUGAAGUUGCAGAUUAUAGCACUGGACGAGUUGGAGCUCCUCUGAUCUGCUGUGAGAUCAAACUUAAAGACUGGGUAGAAGGUGGCUACAAGAAGUAUGACAAGCCUCAUCCCCGUGGUGAGAUCCUCAUCGGUGGUCCUAAUGUGACCAUGGGCUACUACAGGAAUGAUUGCUCCAACAAUGAGGACUUUUACAUAGAUCAGAACAGGCAGCGAUGGUUCUGCACUGGUGACAUUGGAGAGAUGCAUCCUGACGGAUGUCUUCAGAUUGUUGAUCGCAAGAAAGACCUCGUGAAACUUCAGGCUGGAGAUUAUGUCUCCUUAGGCAAAGUCGAGUCAGCAUUGAAGAACUGCCCUCUCAUUGACAACAUCUGUGCGUAUGCAAACAGUGACCAGAACUACGUUAUCAGCUUUGUUGUUCCAAAUCAGAAGCAGCUCACAGCUCUUGCCCAUCAGAAGGGUAUCGAGGGCACAUGGGAACAGAUCUGCAACCAUCCAGUUAUGGAGAGAGAGGUUCUGAAGGCAAUUAAAGAAAAUGCAACUUCAACUAAACUGCAGCGUUUUGAGAUACCAGUCAUGGUCCAUUUGAGUCCGGACCCGUGGACCCCUGAAACAGGUCUGGUGACCGAUGCGUUCAAACUGAAGAGGAAGGAGCUGAAGAACCACUAUCUCAACGACAUUGAAAGAAUGUAUGGCCACAAGUAGGAUCUCUAACAGCCAAGCCAAAGACAUCUUUAUCAAACCCUCGGCGUGCAAAAGUGCUGUAGAUCAAUAAAUGUUUAAAAAACAUUUUGCCACAACUUCACCACUGCCCAUAGCUUAGUGAUGUGCACAAAAUUUCGAAGAGAAACUGUCUGUGUUUUUUAUUCUUGAUAACAAGUCGAGCUGUGUGGUCUCUUUGCUGUGAAAUAAUUUACAAUAGAGCUGUAGCGGAGUAGCUUGAGACUUUUUGGGUAAGUGACAAUAUUCAGCUUAUCCAGCUUAACACAUUCACUAAUUUUCCUUUUUUUUGUAUACUAAAAGAAUGGUUUGUAAAAAGGAUUUCAACCAUACAACAGCGAUAUACUGCCUUCACCUUGAGCUUUUGUUUUGCUUUAGACAUUUGUUUACUUAGUUUGAUGUAAUUUAAAACAAAUUGCUAACUGAGGUUAAGUCAUCACACUGCAGAAUUUUGCCUCCUGUGAGAGGCAAAUAAUUUAUAUAUAUAUAUAGUCAUGUUUCUGUGCCUUCUGAUGUUGAUUAGUCAUGAAAAUAUGUGCUCUUCAUCCACAUAAUAUGCCAGUGCUAGUGGUUUCAUAAUGGUUACAAUAUUUUUGUCUGAAAAUGUAUAGAUCUGUAUAAAGUUCAGCAGUAAUACUAACUACACCUUUUCUUAGUAAAUGUGUUCAUGGAAUGACUCAGGACAACGUGGUUUGUUGUUAGAAGUUAGACUGACAUCUUAAAUGAAGGGAACCUUUUUAUGAAUAUUUUCUGUUAAUCCAGAGGUAAAGGUUGUUAUAUCCUAGCUAUAUCAUCUUGUAUUGGUUUUUUUUUCAUUCUAGUUUUGGCCACAUCUAGAAAAAAAUCUUUGUUUGUUACGAAUUGGCUUUUGAAACAUUUAAUCUCCUCAAUUCUAUAUACUUCAUGAGGAAGCAACAAAUGAAAAGUUUAAAAUCUGUAAUCAAGUUUAUGAAUUUGUCCUCCAGUCCUGAAAAAUAACAUUGCACUCAGUAUUGUCAUUUAUUUGGUUAAAAUACAUUAAUUUAAACCCAUGUUUAAUUUAUUUUGAACAGUUGUGAUUGUGUAGACACUGUAAUCCGCUUUAUUUUGGUUUACCAAUGUUUCAUUUCCAGCUAUUUGUAGUGUAAAAUUUAUUUAUUAGUAUUUUGUCAUUUGCACUAUUUUUUGUUCAGGGAUUUAGCCAUUGUUUAUUUAUUAUCCAUUAAGCCAACAAAUUCAGCCGUCGCUUCAUCCCCUUUGGAAUGUUUUUUUUUUGUUCAUUCUUCAGGGUUCCAUCUCCAUAAGCAAGAUUAUACAGUGGACAAAUGUUUGGAUUUGAGAAAUUGUGAAUUUGCCUGUAGUGUGUUCUGAUGCAUAUUUAUUUGAAUUGCAUUUCAUUGUAGGUCACCAUAUGUAAUGCUGCAAAAUAAAGAUGUUUUCUACU
Messenger RNA from Triplophysa rosa, 3760 nucleotides. RefSeq names its product acyl-CoA synthetase long chain family member 4a (gene acsl4a). NCBI's taxonomy places the organism in Eukaryota, Metazoa, Chordata, Actinopteri, Cypriniformes, Nemacheilidae. The transcript is spliced from 15 exons. The coding region runs from base 202 to 2322 and encodes 706 amino acids. Gene Ontology annotation, molecular function: arachidonate-CoA ligase activity. Gene Ontology annotation, biological process: neuron differentiation; long-chain fatty-acyl-CoA metabolic process; long-chain fatty acid metabolic process. The record is from RefSeq and is a predicted model, not a curated record. Gene Ontology annotation, cellular component: plasma membrane; lipid droplet; endoplasmic reticulum.